CUGCGCCUGCCCGCCGCGCAUGCGCUGCGCGGCCUUGGCGGGAAGCGGAAGCGGAAGCGGGGGCGGACAGGCACGUGGCGCGGCUUGACAGCCAUGAGUGGGACGCUGCUGGACGAGCCGCCCGUGGCCGUGGACCUAUGGGGCCGCCGCAGGACGCGCGGCGCCCGCCUCUUCUUCCUCACGCACCUGCACGCGGACCACACGGCCGGGCUGACCCGCAAUUGGCGCCGCCCGCUGUUCUGCUCCCCUCUCACGGGCCACCUGCUGCGCCUUCGCCUGCAGGUGGACGCGUGCUGGAUCCGGCCGCUGGAGGUGGGGCAGAGCCAUGUCGUGAUCCUGGACGAGCGGGCCCAGCGCACCAUGACGGUGACGCCCAUCGACGCCGACCACUGCCCCGGCUCCGUCAUGUUCCUCUUUGAGGGGGACUUCGGGGUCGUGCUCUACACAGGUGAUUUUCGCUACACUCCGGCAAUGCUGAAGGAACCAGUCCUAAUGAACCAAAAACAAAUUGACGUUCUUUACUUGGACAACACAUACUGUGACCCGGCGCUGGUCCUGCCUUCCAGGGAGCAGGCCACCGAACAAAUAAAAGAGCUGAUCAAGGCCCACCCUAAGUACCACGUCAAGAUUGGUAUCUACACUCUGGGGAAGGAGUCACUCCUAACUGAGUUGUCCCUGACGUUUAACACCUGGAUCGUGGUGAGCCCCGAGAGGCUGGCUGUGUUGGAGCUGUUGGAUAAGCACCAUCCGUUCACCACUUGGGAAGAUUCUGGCUGGAUCCAUGUGGUGGAGCCCUCGGAAAUCCGCUGGAAGUCUGUGCGCUACUGGAACCAGCAGCACCCCACGAUUGCCAUUCUCCCCACUGGGCGCCCGCUGAAGAAAACCCAUCCCAAUAUGCACAUCAUUCCCUAUUCUGACCACUCGUCCUUCUCGGAGCUGUGUGAAUUUGUCCAGUGGCUGAAACCCUGCUCAGUCAUCCCGAUAGUCAAGAGCAUGGCGUGUCAAGCUUACUUGGAGAAGUACCUGAACCCUAACCGUGAGCUGUUUCCUGUCCCCAGCGUCCUACAGUCUUGGAAGGAUGUCACACCACUGACAGAUAGCAGGAGAGAGGAAAGGCUUAGGCAGCUGCUGAAAAUUACCAUACCUGCACGGCAACCUGGGCCGCUAGGGGUCAUCUUCGAGUCCCUAGAGGAAUGCCCUGACACGUCCAAGAGCUCAGGAGCUGUGCAGAGUCACGAGUUGAAGACCUCUGGGGAUGUGGAAGUUUACCAGCAAAAUUCUGAGGAAAUUGAGUGGGCUGGUACAAGUUGUCAGGGAGACUGCGUUUGCUGCCCUUGGUGUUGCACGGAAAGAAAGGAAAUGGAAAAGACUUGCAGCAGUGACGGUGCCCAGGGACAGCUUCUCUCAGCACAGUCUCCUUCAUCAGCACCUGCCAAAGAACAGCUGGUAAGACCACUGGGCACCAGUGUUGAAGAAGGGAAAUCAGGCUUAGUAGAGUCACAUGGGAGUCCUUUAUCCAAGAACACUGAGACUGAGGGGACUUGGUUGAACAAGGAGCCUGACACUCCUUUGUGCCAUGUUAUCCCAUGCCCACCUAGGUGGGUAUACUAUGCCCCUUUACAGUUUGUACCUGCUCAGAAGGCAGAUACUCCCUCUUGCAAGCAGAGUUCACCCUCCUCAAAGGGAGAGGAAUUUCUUCCCGUAGAGGCGGCUGGUGACAGUAGCAGCCUGCCCAGCUUGUCACCUGUGUCGAGCGAACAAGUUACACCUAGCCUUGCAGAAGGGUGUUCGCUCGUGCCGUUAAAUACACUCGAGCAAUAUUCCUCACAGAGCUUUGACCAACUGGUGGAAAACUACUUGAGGAAGGGAGAAGGGCCCUAAGAAAUGGCCUGCCCGUCAGCACCAGCUGUCUAGUUAUGUCACAUGGCACACAAGAGUCCUGUCAUCAUGUCUGCCUUCUGCAGUCUGCUGACGGGGUGGCUUUUGAACGUUUUGUUUUGUUUAGGAGGGUAAGGGGCAUUGAGCAGCAGCCUAGAUACCUUGUUUAUGAAUGUGUUUAUCUUGUGGUUAUUGGCCUCGGUAUUUGGGGGUAGAUUCUAAGUAAUGGGCUGUGACCCUGUGCGUUUCCCAGGGCUCUAGACUGGCACUCAGACUAGCACGCUUGAUUACAGGAACAUGUUCUGUACUUGUUGCACCUUCCAUGCAAACCUGAUGUCAUUUCAGGGCAGAGGGGGUUGGAAUAGCCCCUACCCAUUCUCAAAUGAGCAGUAGGGGGACAUGAGCUAUCCAGGACAGACCCUGGUAUCAGGGUUUCUGUGGGAUGAGGGAAAGAGUCUCCUGAGUAAAAGCAAACUGAGAUGGGGGUGUAAGUCCCAGAUCAUUAUCUUGCUGCUGGUUUGAAUUUCUAGCUGCUAGCCAACAUCCUUCCAAGAUGUAUUGGGGGGAGUUUGUGUGUUAGCCUGUUUACAAGGUUAAGAAGUUAAUUUAAAGAAAUAAUGAAAAUGAAGAGCUUUCAGGCCUCUGUGCGAUCAUGGAGAAAACCGUGUCAGAAAACACUAGUGUGGCAAGCUGCUUCAGCUGGCCACCGAGUAGUACUUCUGCCCUCCUGCUGACAGCAUGCUGAUGCCAGCUGUAAAUCCUUCCUUCUGGGAUAGCAGGAAUUCUGUGACUUGCAAAGGGCAAGGCUUCCCGUGUCCUGUUCUCUGGAAUCUGUGCUUAUUUCUAGGCUGUUGUUCCUUGUUCCUUGGCUGUAAAAAGCCUCCAACUCAGGAACAGUCAGGCAUUAUCAUCUAGCCAGGCCACAGCCAUAGGACCUGAGGGGUGUGAAUUCCAGGCCCCUUGACAGGGUUAAUGUAAGCCAGGGAACCUGUUUCUCCUUAAUUGCCAUUUGCGUUGGCUGUUUCCCCAAUGGAGGCGAGCAGACACCAAAAAGAUCAUUUGGUGGCUGUUAUUUUUCUGUUAAGAUGGAUCAUGCUUAAAGGUAUUGCCCACUCUCUGGUUUGAUGGUGAGGCUAAUUAGGUCUCGUACUUCCCUUGACAUGGGAUUUGGGGAGAUGCAUUCACCUGAGCUUAAGGUGAUCCCAUUUCUGUUGCCUUAACUUGGACCUGCACAAAAUUUGGCCUGCUGCUGUGUUGGGGUCAUGGGAGAGGGGUGGGAAAUGUUGAAGUUCUGUGGGGGGGUCUUAGUCCAAACAGGUUAGGGGUCAGUUCCAGGCUCUCCUGUGGGGAAGAGAGCAUUACCCCUAUCCCACACUGGGCUUAGUUUAAGUCCAGUUGUUCGCAAGUCUUUGUAUAAUCAUGGGUACAAGUAAAAUGACAGUCUUCCCAAGUGGAAAAUGACUGUGUUGUGAGAGGCUGUCGGGGCACGGAUGCACGCAGCUGAGUUCUGAGGCACAAGAAGCCAGAUCACUUCAGCCCGUAGUUCUGUUUGGUUGGCUGUUGACAUGCACAAGGAGGCUGUAGCCUAGAUGCUCCCUCCUUAAUGGCCAUAAAUGCCUCACUUGAAUUUUUAUUUGCCUUCUGAAAGUGUUGUUGGUACAAAACUUAAUAAAGUUUGUUCUGUUCACAAAGCAA
This is a messenger RNA of Alligator mississippiensis (American alligator), 3573 nucleotides long. It is a transcript of the gene DCLRE1B, whose product is annotated as DNA cross-link repair 1B. Gene Ontology annotation, biological process: double-strand break repair via nonhomologous end joining; protection from non-homologous end joining at telomere; interstrand cross-link repair. Gene Ontology annotation, molecular function: damaged DNA binding; 5'-3' DNA exonuclease activity. The transcript is spliced from 4 exons. NCBI's taxonomy places the organism in Eukaryota, Metazoa, Chordata, Crocodylia, Alligatoridae. The record is from RefSeq and is a predicted model, not a curated record. The coding region runs from base 94 to 1881 and encodes 595 amino acids.